Messenger RNA from Camellia sinensis, 492 nucleotides. Lineage: Eukaryota; Viridiplantae; Streptophyta; Magnoliopsida; Ericales; Theaceae. The record is from RefSeq and is a predicted model, not a curated record.
AUGGAGCCCCUGCCGGAGGAGGAAUUUGUUGUGAAGCAGAUGCUGCAUUCUGCUGUUGCAGCCUGUAAUAGCGUUAAUGGUGGUGGUGGUGAUGGUGGUGGUGGCAGUGGUAGCGGUAGCGAUGGUAAAGGUAGUAUUUAUGGAAAUAAUGACAAUGCUUAUAAAGGUGGUAAUAAUAGUGGUAGUGAUGGGGAUGGUGGCGGCAGUGGUGGUAGCGGUAGCGGUAGCGAUGGUAAAGUUAUUAUUUAUGGAAAUAAUGACAAUGCUUAUAAAGGUGGUAGUAAUAGUGGUGGUGGUGGUAGUAGUGGUGGCAAUGACAGUGGCAGUGGCAUAGUGGUGGUAGCGGUAGUGGUAGCAAUAGUGAUUGUGGUGGUGGUGGUAGUGGGUUUCAACGCCGUUGGUGAACAACCAUCGGUGGCUAGGGUUUCAACGCAGAUCAACGCAAAUCGCGAUCGGGACGGCGACGGCGACGACGAUAAACAACGCAGAUAG